Messenger RNA from Serpula lacrymans var. lacrymans S7.9, 1737 nucleotides. RefSeq lists its product as uncharacterized. Gene Ontology annotation, molecular function: heme binding; monooxygenase activity; iron ion binding. Lineage: Eukaryota; Fungi; Basidiomycota; Agaricomycetes; Boletales; Serpulaceae. The transcript has 11 exons. The coding region runs from base 1 to 1542 and encodes 513 amino acids. The record is from RefSeq and is a predicted model, not a curated record.
AUGUUGUCCGUACCCCACCUCGCCCUUGCCCUCAUCCUCGUUGGCAUCAUCCGACUUGUCCAGAGGAGGCUUGCCGCGCGCCUUGCGUUUCGACGUAUCCCAGGACCGAGCUGCUCGUCUCUGAUUUGGGGGGAAGAGCAGAAACUGUACUACAAUGUGCCCGGGUCGUUACAUCUUCAAUGGCACAGACACUAUGGCAAUGUUGUCAAGUUCACAGGAGCGUUCGGUCACCAGGUCCUUUCUAUCACAGAUCCUCGCGCCAUAUCCUAUAUAUUAGGUGAAGGAACAUACUUGUUUCCCAAACCUCAGGGUGUGCGUGCUUGGUUUCGGACCUUGUUAGGCGAAGGUAUUUUGUGGGUGGAAGGAAAGGAGGCCCACGAAAAACAGCGCCGUUCACUCGCGCCUGCGUUAAGCCACCAAUCCACAAGGAAUCUAACCACGAUUUUUUACGAGAAUGCUUCCAAAAUGGCCGCUCAUUGGGCAAAGCAGCUCGAGGCCGGCGAGGCCGACGAGGUAGAGAUCGAGAUGACAAACUGGUCUGGUCGUUAUGCGCUCGAUAACAUCGGACAGGCCGCUUUUUCCUACGACUUCACUUGCUUAAACGGGGAACCGCAUGAACUUGCCCAGACCCUGGACGGUCUGACUAACCACGAGCAGACAAGAGCGUCAUUCUACAUGCGCGCCCUAUUCUGGCUGGUCCCCUCCAUUCUUUUCGUCGGUAAGAAGGGCGAGAUGAUUCGCAAGACACGCAAUGAGCUUGGCAAACUGGCGAUCAGGAUCUUACACGACGCCAAAAUAGCCGCCGAUCCAGAUAGCAAGACCCUCAUGUCCUUGAUCUUGCGAGCCGAAGAGGCGGCUUCCGGACAACAGAUGGAUGAAGAGCAGAUUUCCGCUCAGAUGCGAACUAUUAUUUCAGCGGGGUACGAACCUGUUUCUGCAAGUGUAGCCUGGAUGCUCCACGAGCUUGCCAUCGAUCCUCGGUUGCAGCAAGCCUUACGGGACGAGGUCUCUACCGCCGGUGAUCCCUCCUUCGAUGACUUGCGCGUCAAGUAUCCACUAUUGGAUGCUUUCGUGAGAGAAACCAUUCGUAUGCAUCCUCCCGUUCUGGAAAACCACCAUGAAUCUGCAGAGACGACUAGCAUCCCACUUUCAGAACCACUUCCUGGAACUAGUGAUCUCCAUCUGAUCAUACCAAAGGGAACCAUCCUCUCGAUGCCUGUGAACGUCAUCCAACAGGACCAAACUGUUUGGGGUCCCGACGCAGACGUAUUCCGUCCUGAACGCUGGUUGAAGCACGAUGCCAGCAACCUGAGCCACCGUUGUCACCGAGACCUGUUUGCCUUCAGCUUCGGCCCUAGAGGUUGUCUAGGAAGGAGCUUUGCAAUAGUGGAAAUGAAGGCUCUAAUCGUCACACUCAUCCGCCAAUUCUCGUUCUCUUGUCCUUACGAGAUCGAGGCUUUCCAGAGUUUCGUCAUUCGGCCCCGUGUUGCAGGACAAGGGCCUAGUUCACUUCCUCUUCUCGUUAGGAAGGCUUGCUACUAGUCGACAAACUUUGAAAAUGGGUAUCAUUAUCAUAAAUAAUCUUAAUAUGCAACAUUUCAAUGAUAGAAGUAGAAACAAGUAGACAUGGCUCUACUGUAUAUCUUUCGAUCUUGGUUCAUUUUUGCAGAUUAUCAGGAGAUGGAACUCUGGAAGGCUCCUCCUGUAUGACGUGUUUCGGACUGGAGAUUCUACCGU